UCAAAUUUUCGUGCCUUGUUUUACAAUUUGAAGAAAAGUUUAAAUUUUCGUCCAUAAAAUGGCUAAUCAUAAUUGUCCCGAGUUAAUUUCUCAAAUAAAAUCGUUGUUGAAUCAAUACGAAUCGUCACAGAACCAGCCGAUAACAUGCCCUCAAACUAAGGAGCCCUGCGUCACUUGCUGUAUGGUUUGCCCACCGCCUAUCAUGGCCCCAACGGUGCCGGAACCGGUAAGGCCCCUACAGCUACCUUGUCCAGUUGCAGAAAAUCAGUCACAAGGAAUGUCUGAUGCAGAUGCUGAGAAAUUCCGUAUCGCCAAUUUUUACAAUAACUACAACAUCGAUUGGAGAUCGGAAGCGAGCAGAUCCAGUUCGAGAGCGCCAGAUCCCCGAACAGAUAAAUACCAAGGCGUAACCACCGAUGGUAAGAGUCCGUACUGUCCGGAAGCAUUGAAAAAACAAGAGGCUAAAGAAGACCAUGGAUGUCCGACUGGGUUUAAACCGUGCAAGAUGAAACUGGCGCCGCCUAAAGAUUGUCAUCCGUGUGGAGUAUGGUGCGCCGAAAUACAAGCUUGUCCACCGACGCCUAAGAAAAGGUUACCUAAUAGAAACUAAUAUUGCUUUCUUACAUGGUUAAUUUAUUAAAAUAA
Messenger RNA from Ceutorhynchus assimilis (cabbage seed weevil), 645 nucleotides. The record is from the annotation of a GenBank genome assembly. Lineage: Eukaryota; Metazoa; Arthropoda; Insecta; Coleoptera; Curculionidae.